Molecule: messenger RNA, 1519 nt
Organism: Pteronotus mesoamericanus
Lineage: Eukaryota; Metazoa; Chordata; Mammalia; Chiroptera; Mormoopidae
Product: Y-box-binding protein 1-like
Biological process (GO): regulation of gene expression
Cellular component (GO): nucleus
Molecular function (GO): nucleic acid binding
Source: RefSeq, a predicted model, not a curated record
AUGACUCUGGGAGAACUCAAGCAAGGGGUAGAGACAGUGCCAAAGCCAAGGUCUGCCUUACUUCCCUCGUCCAUACCCUCUUCCAUACCUGGAUGGAACUACCCUAACCCCUCUCCUUCAGAGACUCCAGCCCUGGUGCAUAAGUGUUUCAAACUUCAAAAGAAGGUAGUCAAAGUGGAGGACCAGCAUGUUCGAUCGGUAGCGGGAGCGGAGAGUGGACCCCAGAGAGCCCUGAGCAGUCCCACCGCUGCCGCCGGCCUAGUUACCAUCACACCCCGGGAGGACCCGCAGCUGCCGCAGCCGGCCCCAGUCACCAUCACCGCAACCAGCAGCGAGGCCGAGACCCAGCAGCCGUCUGCCGCCCCCCGCGCCGCCCCCACCCUCAGGGCCGCCGACACCAAGCCCGGCACCACGGGCAGCGGCGCAGGGAGCGGCGGCCGGGGCGGCCUCACAUCGGUGGCGCCUGCCGGCGGGGACAAGAAGGUCAUCGCAACAAAGGUUUUGGGAACAGUAAAAUGGUUCAAUGUAAGAAACGGAUAUGGUUUCAUCAACAGGAAUGACACCAAGGAAGAUGUAUUUGGACACCAGACUGUCAAAAAGAAGAAUAACCCCAGGAAGUACCUUCUCAGUGUAGGAGACGGAGAGACGGUGGAGUCUGAUGUUGUUGAAGGAGAAAAGGGUGCGGAGGCAGCAAAUGUCACAGGCCCUGGUGGAGUUCCAGUGCAAAGCAGUGAAUAUGCAGCGGACCGUAACCAUUAUAGACGCUGUCCACGUCGCAGGGGUCCUCCACGCACUUACCAGCAGAAUUACCAGAAUAGUGAGAGUGGGGAAAAGAAUGAGGGAUCGGAGAGUGCUCCUGAAGGCCGGGCCCAAAAGCGCCGGCCCUACCGCAGGCCACUUCCCCCUUACUACCUGCGGAGACCCUAUGGGCGUCGACCACAAUAUUCCAACCCUCCUGUGCAGGGAGAAGUGACGAAGGGAGCUGACAACCAGGGUGCGGGAGAACAAGGUAGACCAGUGAGACAGACUAUGUAUCGGGGCUACAGACCACGAUUUCGCAGGGGCCCUCCUCACCCAAGACAGCCUAGAGAGGACAGCAAUGAAGAAGAUAAGGAAAAUCAAGGAGAUGAGACCCAAGGUCAGCAGCCACCUCAACGUGGGUACCGCCGCAACUUCAAUUACCGACGCAGACGCCCAGAAAACCCUAAACCACAAGAUGGCAAAGAGACAAAAGCAGCCGAUCCACCAGCUGAGAAUUCGUCCGCUCCCGAGGCUGAGCAGGGCGGGGCUGAGUAAAUGCCGCCUUACCAUCUCUACCAUCAUCCGGCUUAGUCAUCCAACAAGAAGAAAUGAAUAUGAAAUUCCAGCAAUAAGAAAUGAACAAAAGAUGGGAGCUGAAGACCUUAAGUGCUUGCUUUUUGCCCGUUGACCAGAUGACUAGAACUAUCUGCAUUAUCUAUGCAGCAUGGGGUUUUUAUUAUUUUUAUCUAAAGACGUCUCUUUUUGGUAAUGACAAACG